UCUGGCUCUAGGUCUGGCUCUCAAUUCACUAGCUGAUCCCACUGAGUAUGAUUUUCAAAGAAAAUAUAAGCGCUAUUAUUGCUAUUAUCAUCAUCAUUAUUAUUAUUCAAUGUUUUUGGUGGUAGUGUAACAGAGAUCAAUGUGCACCAGGCGAAUUAGCUUGUGGCCUUCAGAACAGAACUAUACUCUUCCCCCGCCCCUUCCCUCAACCCCUCCUCCCUUCCCUCAUCCCCUGUCUACCCUCACCCACUCUGGCCCUCCAAGGUCUCGCGAGAUGUGACUGCUGCGGUCAGCUGUCGAUCGCGCUCAGGGACCGUUGGGAUCCUGUAACGGUCGUUCUUCCUCGAGCCCUUCCCGCCUUUUCUGAAGGUCUGUCGAGGUCUCUUCCCCCUAUUGCCCACGAGAAGGUAGCCUAGCUCAUCAGGGAGCAUCACAUCCAGACAAACUUACUAAGCCUCGAGCAAGGGAAAUGGAAAAGGAAAAGCCUUUUAAAUUGUUUGUACCACCAAGACUAAGUAGCAGUCAAGUAUCAGCAGUUAAACCUCAGACUAUUGGAGGAGACAGUAAUUUUUUCAAGGGUUUUAACAAGUGCAUUGAAGAUGAUUUUGGUUUGCCUUUUGGAAUAACUAAACCAUCUAAACAUGGUGAAAACAUUGAUACAGAUCCAGUUUUACAAAAAGUUAAUUUUUUGCCCAGAAUUGAAGAGGUUGGUACUAACCAUUCUAACUUCUUGGAAGAACUAAAGAAUCCACAGUUUGAGACUUCAGAGCCAAUAAGCAGGGUUUAUUCAAAAUUAUAUAAAGAGGCUGAAAAGAUCAAGAAGUGGAAGGUGAAUAUAGAAUUUGAACUGAACCAGAAUGAAAAAAAAUUACAGGAAAAUAGAAAGAUCAUUGAAGCACAGCGAAAAGCCAUUCAGGAGUUGCAGUUUGAAAAUGAGAAAGUAAGUUUGAAAUUAGAAGAUGGAAUUCAAGAAAACAAAGAAUUACUAAAAGAGAACAAUGCCACAAGACAUUUGUGUAAUCUACUCAAAGAAACCUGUGCUUGGUCAGCAGAAAAGUCAAAGAAAUAUGAAUAUGAAAGGGAAGAAACAAGACAACUAUAUGCAGGCCUAAAUAAUAAUCUUGAGAAAAUGGUACAAGCUUUUGAAGAACUCCGAGUAGGAGCUGAAAGUUGCAGACAGGAAAUGCAUUUUAAGUUAAAGGAAGCAUAUGAAAAAAUUCAACAACUUGAAAAAGAACAUGUAAAAGAAGUACGUGAUAAGGAGCACAAGGUAUCACUAUUAUUGAUGCAGAUUGAUGAGAAAGAACUGAAAAUUAAAGAUUUAAAAUUGCUGCUACAAGAAUACAAUGAUAAAAUUAACCAAUUUCAAGAAAAAAUGAAAUGGCAAAAUGAAAACUUAAAAGAAUCUAAAGACCAACAGGAUCACUUGAUGUCAGAAUUAGAAGAAAUUAAGAUGUCUUUGCAAAAAAGUGAGAUUUCUCAAAAAACAUUAGAAGAAGAAUUGCAAGCAGCAGGCAAAAUGAUAAUUCUACUUACUAGAGAAAAAGAAGCUCAAAUGGAAGAAAUUAGUGAAGCUAAGAUUACACAUUCAUCAGUUGUUGCUGAAUUUGAAGCUACUAUUUCCACCUUGAAGGAAUUGUUGACAACAGAACAGCACAGAUUGGAGAAAAAUGAAGAACAAUUGAAAACACUUAUCUUGGAACUACAGAAGAAAUCAAGUGAACUUGAAGAAGAGAAACUAUGUAAAAAGAACAAAGAAUUGCAACUUGAAGAAGAAUCAAAAAGAACCUUGGAGGUAAAUCAAAAACUCUUAAAAGAAAAGAAACAUUUUGAGAUGAUUACUGAAAAACUUCAAGCAACAGAAAUAGAACUAAAUGAGACUCUUCAAAUCAAAGAGAAAGAAGUACAUGAUUUGAAAGUAAAAUUUAAUACAGCUGUUGAGAAUGAACAAAAUUACUUAGAACAGGUUGCAGAACUGAAAACUGAACUUGAACAAGAGAGGUUAAAAAGUUUUGAAUUAACUGUGAAUUUCAAUAAGAUUUCAUUAGAAAACAAACAAAUAGCACAAGAAAGGAUAACUACAAUCCAAGAAUCCAAGAAAUUGCAAAAAGAUAUUAAUGAUAACAAAAAGCAAGAAGAAAAGAUGAUGAAGCAAAUUGAAAAUCUAGAAGAAACAAAAAACCUAUUGAGGGAUGAACUGGAUGCUGUAAAAGAAGAGUUAAAACAGAAAAAUGAAGAAGUUGAAAGUAAAUUGAAUGAGAGUGAAGAAAAUGCCAGAAGCAUUGAAAAUGAAAUUUUGAAAAAGGAUAAGCAAAUAAAGAUAUUAGAAAACAAGUUUAACAGUUUAAAAAAACAAAUGGAAAAUAAAACCAAAUCCUUUGAAGAACUGCAACAAGAGAAUAAAGCUUUAAAAAAGAAAAGUAUAGCAGAGAAUAAACAGUUGAAUGCCUAUGAGAUAAAGAUAAACAAAUUAGAAUUAGAGCUAGAUGAUGCUAACAAAAGAUUUGAAGAAAUGACUGACAACUACCAAAAAGAAAUUGCCAACAAAAAUAUAUUGGAAGAAAAUCUUUUGAAAGAGGUUGAAAAAGCAAAGACAAUAGCUGAUGAAGCUGUAAAACUACAAAAAGAAAUUGAUUUAAGAUGUCAGCAUAAAAUUACUGAAAUGGUAGCACUUAUGGAAAAACACAAGGAUCAAUAUGAUAAAAUAGUUGAAGAAAGAGACUCAGAAUUAGGACUGUAUAAGAACAAAGAGCAAGAACAGUCAAUGAAAAAAACAUCUUUGGAAAUUGAGGUAUCUAGCCUCAAAAGCAAACUUUCAUCUCUUGAGACUCAACUUAAAAUAGAAACUGAAGAGAAAGAAAAACUUCUACGAGAAGCAAAAGAGAAUAAAGACUUACUCAAGGAGAGAAAGGAUAAGAAAAUACAAACAUCUGUUUCAGCAACUUCUGAAACCAGCAAGUGGAAGUUUGAUUCUAAAAAAGAUGCUUCACAAAAUGCAUCAUUAAGUGUCAAGUCAGUUGAUUGUGGCAAAUCAAAAGACAAAGAAGAAUAUUUUUGGACACCUGCCAAGAAAAGCUUAUCAAUAUCAUCAUUAAAGGCAUAUACUGUGAAGACACCAACAAAAAUGAAAAUGUUGCAGAGUGAAAAGAGAAAUCCAGUCAAAGAAGGGACAAUUAAAAAAAGAAAAAUGCUAUUUGAAUUUGACACAAAUUCAGAUAGUUCAGAACAUACUGAUCUUUUGAGCAUGGUUUCAGAUGAAGAACAAUUUCAAACUCUGUACAAGAAUUAUCCGAAACCUUCUCAUCCAUGUGUUGCAACACCAAAGAUGGAUCAUAGACCUUCAUCCAUAGCAACUCCAGGAUCAGCAUUGAAAUUUGCAGCCAUGAGAAAAAUGCGAGAAGAUGGCUGGGCUGCAGUUUCUAGAGUGGACAGGAAAAAAAAGAUGAAGGAAGCAGAAAAAUUAUUUACUUAAAAUUUAGUUAUGUAGUAGAAAUGGCCUAAUAACAAAAAAUUUUGUUACCAUAGAUUUUCUUUUUUUUUUUUGGUAGCUAAUAAUUUUUUAUUUAGGUUGUAGGUUUUCUAGAAAAAGACAAACUUUUAAAUUUAUUUUGCAUUUGAUUCAUAUCUUUAAUUCUAUAUUUUGGGCAUAAGUAUAAAUAUUGCAUGUUACUUGAAAACUAAUUAUCUUGAUUCCAAUUAUUGUUGCUAAAUGCUUUAUUACAAAACAGUUUACUAAAAUUUACUGUUAUUUUUUCAAAUAUUAUUUAUUUUUGCUCUCUAAUGAAACCAUUUUGACCUUUAAUAAAUAGUUCUUAUUGGCUCAAUGAGAUGAGCCAAGCAAAUAAUUUAACCUUUUUUAGAAUAACAUUUUGGAUAAAUCUUUAACACAUUACUACAAAAUUAGUUAUUGAAAUAUUAUUUUGUCAUACAAAGAACGCUUUUUCUAGAAAUAGUUUCAUGGAUUUUUAGGAUUCACAUUUCACAAAAUUUCAUAUAAAUAAUAUGUAAAUUCCACAUAUUUAAUUUAUGCACAAAACUCUCAAAUAAGUUUUGCAUAAGAUUCUAAGAGAAUAAGAUAAGAUUCUAAGAGAAUUUUGUGCAUAUGCAGGGAAUGGAGGGAAUCUAAAUUCUCUUUUCUCUCUGUACUAUUUCACUUGAUCUCAUCAGCUCCAGUGAAUUCAGUUGUCAUCUCUAUGCUACUAAUUCUCAAACCUGCUUUUCCAGCCCUAAUAUCUCUAGCUGCUAUCUUUAAAUGCCAAUUAGACAUCUCCAACAGGAUGUCCUAAACAUCUUAAACAUAACCUGCCCAAAACUGAACUCUGUUGAUGGCACUAUUACUAUUGAGGGAACCACUAUCAUGUCAGGCCCCCAGGCUUGCAAUGAAGGUGCCAUCUUUGAAUCCUCAUUCUCACUCAUCCCCUAUAUCCAUACUGUUGCCAAGACCUAUGAGUUUUACCAUCAUUAACAUAUCUUGCAUGUAUCCUUUUCAUUCCUCUCACACUGCCACCCUGUUAUAGUUCCUAAGUACUUACCACUUGAACUGUUGCAAUAGUAUGUUGGUUAGUUCCUUUGCUACAAAUAUUUCCCCACUCCAAUCCAUUCUCUGUUCAGCUGUCAGUGAUCUUUCUAAAGGAUAGGUCUGACUAUGUCAGUUCCCCCCACCACCCCCCACCCCGGCCAGCUCAAUAAACUCCAGUAGCUCCCCAUCAUGUCUAGGAUCAAAUAUAAAUCUUAUAUUUGGCAUUCAAUGCCCUGGUAACUGCCUCCCUCCAUUUUUCCAGUCUUUUUACACAUUAUUCCCUCCAUGUAUUCUGAGAUCCACUAACACUGGCCUCCUUGUUUCUCAUGUAAGAAAUUCUCUCUCCAGGCUCUGAGCAUUUUCACUGACCAUCUCCAUGUUUGGAAUGCCUUUUCCUCAUUCUCCUUCAAGUUCUAGCCAAAAUCCCACCUUCUACAGGACAGCUUUCCUGAUCGCCCUUGAUUCUAGUGCUUUCUGUGUAUUAUUUCCAAUUUAUCCUGUAUAGAGCUCAUUUGUGUGUAGUUUGCAUAGCAAGCAGUCACUAUGUUAGACUGUAAGCUCCUUGAGAGCAGGGACUGUCUUAACUUUCUUUGUAUUCUUAGUGUUUAGGACAAUUCCUAGCACAUAGUAGGCACUUAAUAAAUGUUUAUCAUCUGA
Molecule: messenger RNA, 5176 nt
Organism: Monodelphis domestica (gray short-tailed opossum)
Lineage: Eukaryota; Metazoa; Chordata; Mammalia; Didelphimorphia; Didelphidae
Gene: SYCP1
Product: synaptonemal complex protein 1
Biological process (GO): meiotic DNA repair synthesis; chiasma assembly; lateral element assembly
Cellular component (GO): central element; synaptonemal complex; transverse filament
Molecular function (GO): double-stranded DNA binding
Source: RefSeq, a predicted model, not a curated record